Molecule: messenger RNA, 2062 nt
Organism: Vicia villosa (hairy vetch)
Lineage: Eukaryota; Viridiplantae; Streptophyta; Magnoliopsida; Fabales; Fabaceae
Product: cytochrome P450 94A1-like
Exons: 1
Coding region: 300-1856 (518 amino acids)
Molecular function (GO): iron ion binding; heme binding; monooxygenase activity
Source: RefSeq, a predicted model, not a curated record
UGUGGCAUCAUCGUAGAUGUCACUUUUAUCAAAAUAGAGUGGGUGGAAAGAAAGAAGCUUCAUCUCCAUGGAGAAAGGUAGUAUUGAACAAUUGGUUCCUGACAUAUCCCAUGACGUCCUCUUAUCUUAAUCCAUUUUCAUUUUUGCUUCUACUCAAUUAUUAUCACUAUUCCCAUACAAUUCCCACCCAUAUAUAUUUAGUCACAAUUUCAUAAUUUUACAACUCAACUAAUAAUAUCCCACUUUUUUUCUUACCAAUAACAUUUGAAUAUUCAUUUCCUCUGUUUUCUUUCACCUGAAUGAAAAUCUCAAUAGUUACAACAAUGUUUCAACUUGAAGGGCUUCUUCCUUAUCUCUUACCUAUUCUCUUAUUAAACCUUCCCAUAAUACUCUUUUUCUUAAGAAAACCAAACAAGAAAAAAUCUUCAACAAAGAGCAACAUCACCAUCCCAAAAUCAUAUCCUCUUUUCGGCUCCUAUUUAUCUUUCAGAAAAAACCUCCACCGCCGUAUCCAAUGGCUCUCCGACAUCGUCCAAAUCUCCCCCUCCGCCACAUUCCAACUCGACGGCACCUUAGGCAAACGCCAAAUCAUCACCGGAAACCCAUCCACCGUCCAACACAUUCUCAAAAACCAAUUCUCCAACUACCAAAAAGGCACAUCCUUCACAAACACCCUCUCCGAUUUCCUAGGCACCGGAAUCUUCAACACCAACGGCCAAAACUGGAAGUUCCAACGACAAGUCGCAAGCCACGAAUUCAACACCAAAUCAAUCCGUAAAUUCGUCGAACACGUCGUCGACACAGAACUCACAAACCGUUUAAUCCCAAUCCUCACCUCAUCCACCCAAACAAACCAAAUCCUCGACUUCCAAGACAUUCUCCAACGUUUCACUUUCGACAACAUCUGCAAUAUCGCCUUUGGUCACGAUCCAGAGUAUCUUACACCCUCAGCCAACAGAUCAAAAUUCGCAGAAGCAUACGAAGACGCAAACGAAAUAAGCAGUAAACGUUUCCGUUUACCGUUACCAAUCAUAUGGAAGAUAAAAAGAUACUUCAACAUUGGUUCGGAGAAACGUCUCAAAGAAGCUGUAACAGAAGUACGAGGUUUCGCGAAAAAGCUAAUACGAGAAAAAAAACGAGAGUUAGAAGAGAAAUCAUCGCUUGAAACAGAAGAUAUGUUAUCACGUUUCUUAAGUUCGGGCCAUUCUGAUGAAGAUUUUGUUGCUGAUAUUGUGAUAAGUUUUAUUUUAGCAGGUAAAGAUACAACUUCAGCUGCAUUAACUUGGUUCUUCUGGCUGUUAUGGAAGAAUCCGCAUGUUGAGGAAGAGAUUGUGAAGGAAGUGAAUGAAAAAUCUGAAAGUUUGGUUUAUGAUGAAGUGAAGGAAAUGGUUUAUACUCACGCUGCAUUGAGCGAGAGUAUGAGAUUGUAUCCACCGGUACCGUUGGAUAGUAAGGAGGCGAUAAACGACGAUGUUUUACCGGAUGGGAGGGUUGUGAAAAAGGGGACAAUUGUGACUUAUCAUGUGUAUGCAAUGGGGAGGAUGAAGAGUUUGUGGGGGGAUGAUUGGGCUGAGUUUAGGCCGGAGAGGUGGUUGGAGAAGGAUGAGGUGAAUGGGAAGUGGGUUUUUGUGGGGAGAGAUUCGUAUUCUUAUCCGGUUUUUCAGGCCGGGCCGAGGAUAUGUUUGGGGAAGGAAAUGGCUUUUAUGCAAAUGAAGAGGGUUGUUGCGGGGAUUGUUGGGAAGUUUAAGGUGGUUCCGGAGAUGCAUUUGGCUGAAGAACCGGGUUUUAUUUCUUUUUUGAGUUCGCAGAUGGAGGGUGGGUUUCCUGUCACAAUUCAAAAGAGGGUUUCUUCUUGAUUAAUUCAUGAGAGCAUUCACAUUAGUUAUUACUAAUUGGUUAUAUUGAAUGUUUUGUUUUGUUUGUGUGUCCAUAACAAAUAAUAUAUGUUGUAAAAUUCAAUAAAACUUUGUAUAAAUUUUCUACUAAAUAUAGUUUUUGGGAAACAAAAAUGAGUAAUGCUAUUUAGUACGAAGGAAUUUGGAGAAGAAAUGCAAGAAUGAAC